UCUCUCUCUCUCUCUCUCUCUCUCAGCUCAGCUCAACUUUACCCUUUUUCAUGAGUUCAUUCUUCAUGAUAUAGGAGGAUCUCUUCUCUCAAACUUUUGUCCUCUUCAUGAUUUUGUCCUCGUGAUGUAAUUAAUAGUGGGGAGAAAUUAAAAGGCUACAUAUACUUCUCCAUUAGUUAGUUAGUUAGUACUAUCUCUAGCUAGCUAGCUAGUAGUGCAUCUUCUCUCUUAAUUAUUUGUUAAUUUCAUGGCAACGAGCUCUAAUAAUAAUCCCGACGCAAUGGAGACCGAUGACUGCCCAAACCUGACCAUUCAAAUAGAGAGGAACCCAUCUGAGUCUCGUUUGACAGAGCUUGGCAUCAAGUCAUGGCCCAAGUGGGGCUGCCCUCCAGGCAAGUUCCCUCUCAAGUUCGACGCGCAGGAGACGUGCUAUCUUUUAAGAGGGAAGGUGAAGGCCUACGCAAAGGGAUCCAACGAGUUCGUCGAGUUCGGCGCCGGUGACCUCGUGACCAUCCCCAAAGGGCUCAGGUGCACCUGGGACGUCUCCAUGGCUGUUGACAAACACUACAAAUUCGAUUCUUCUUAAUUAACUAACUGGAUAGCCGAUGUACCAAGGACUACUAUACUAUUUUGUCAAUUAAGUUAACCGGAGAAUUAAUUGAUGAUUUCUCUCCAUUCUUUUU
Molecule: messenger RNA, 683 nt
Organism: Asparagus officinalis (garden asparagus)
Lineage: Eukaryota; Viridiplantae; Streptophyta; Magnoliopsida; Asparagales; Asparagaceae
Exons: 2
Coding region: 248-586 (112 amino acids)
Source: RefSeq, a predicted model, not a curated record